UAAUUAAUUAAUUAAUUAAUUUGUUUUUAGUUCUCUUCUAAGCACCGUAGUGAACCUGGUCGUGACAGCAAUGCAAAGCUCCAUCUGCACCUGGCAGACAUGAGCAAAUUAGCCCAUUAAAGAACAGUAUGGAGAAAUUAACUGUUUUUGUUCUCAUGGCAGAUGUCAUCAGCAAUGUUGUGAUGAAGAAUAGUGAUUGCAGCGGUAAUUUAGUACAAGCCUGUAUGAAAAAAAAACGUUCGAGGAUUGAUGCAUAACACAGAGGCAUAAAAAUCGGAUUUUAACAAUUGCUAAAUUGCGCGACAGUAAUCUUCAAUGUAAUGUUCUGUAGCGCUCCCUACUGGAAAAUAAACGCUUUCCCCAAACAUUCCUAGUACGUACUGUAAGUGGAUUGACAUCCUCCGGAGUUAGGCAGAAUCCUCAUAACUUUCAUAUUCGACCGUUUAAUAAUUUAAAAGUAUUAAACAAUUUCUUGAAAUAUAACAAAUAAUCUGCUAUAUAAGAAUUGUGAAUAAUGUGCUUUGUAAUUUGUACCGUUUGUGUCGAAGGAAUUCUGUUCCAGUCCAAAAUGUUUAUUUUAAUUUUUUCGUUUGACAUUUUUGGUGAUAGCUAAGCAUUUUGCCUACCCGGGUGGGGUUUAAAAAUAAUAUUCUCCACUUCUCAAAUGAUCGUUUUAAUCACUGAAAUGCCUACAAUUAAUAAUUUAAAUUAAAAAGUCCGUCUACUCUCUGUACGUAUCGAUUUUCCGGAGACGUCACCAUGUAUGCCGUUCCUAGGGCAACGGCUAAAGGCUUCUGCCCGAGAGGAUCAUGGGAAAAUUGUGUUUCCCAUGAAACGGAGGGAGUUUCGAAUUCUUUCUUAUCGUUCGCUUUGCUCAAAUGUGAUCAUCACUCGAUAAGUGAACUACUAAAGUAACGCGUCGUUCAAGCGAAAACAUAAGUACGACGAAUACGUUAGAAAUACUUGGGCUUCCUUCUCUCCGUACAAUUAGCUAGGUGGCUAAUGCUAUGAGCCGCUACGCGCAGUCGUGAGGGGCAACAAAAUGCGCAAAAAAGAAAUCAGUCGAGCUCGUUUUUGGUAAAACUUGUUGUUAAACGUGCCAAGAAGUGUUACUCAAUUUUCACAGCAUGGCCGAAGCUAUCAGAAUGGCUCAGCGAGGAUGGCAGUGGUGAUGAUAAUGAAGAAGAGGGCGUUUCAUCCAGACCUGGCUGGUCCAUGGUUGAUUAUUCAAAGGAGGCACGUCCAUAAGAUCGUUCUGAUAGCAUCGUUAAACACCGAUUGUGUCUCGCCACAAGCAUGGAGCUAAAGCUGGACGUCGUCUUGUCCUCCAGGAUCAAACGAAAAAAGCCAUGGCCUCGAUUUUGCUGGCUUGGACAGGAGAAGGAAUGCGUCUUCCUGUUCGACGACAAACGGAUCAGCGAGAUCAACAUGGUGUCCGGUCGUACCAAGAAGAAGACCCCAAAACUCCAUCCUUUGCUCAACAAUGUAGUGACGAUGGCACCGUCCCGCAAUGGGAUGUGGUUUUGUGGACUUUUAACCUCGGGUGAGCUCUUUUUAUGGAACAAAGACAACGACUCGUUGAGGACUGCCACAGCGGUCCCUGAAGUCAUUCAAAUAAUUACUGCAAUCCAAGGUAAUUCUACCCGGAUAUCUGUCCACGUAUCAGAUGAUGGGACGCGUGUGCUGUUGGUCACUACACUGGGGCAAACAUUCCUAUGGGAAUGUACAGACAUGGAGGAUUUGACUUUGGUGUGCGAUGGCUCAGUAAAAGGACACUGGGCGCAACUGCAGAUGCCCCAAGACACCUCUCUGCCCACUUUGAAGGAAAAAGAAGCAUCCCAGUCCAGCAUCUUUGUGAGAAGCCAGACUAUGGGUGAUGUCUGCUUAUCGGCGUUUGUAUUCACAUCUGGGAAGAAGCUUAUAAUCACCUGCCUCAAAAUUGAAUGGCUGGAUCAGCAUGUGCACUUUGGCUCUUUGGGAUACAGCAUCCAGUGGGCCACCAAGACGUACCUCAUGUCACGCCUCACCCCACCCUGCCAAGCCGUCAAAUCCAGGGGGGCGUUGGUGGUUGACUUCUCUCCUGACGGACAACUGCUAGCCAUCGCGCUGAACCAGCGGCAGCCCAAGGCUACGCAGGUUCUGUUUGUGAGCACACAAAAUUUUGUCUCUGUGUCAAGCGGUCUUGGAAGAUGUGGAUGUAAAACGGAGCAGGUUCCUCCUAAAUACACAAGGUCAUUCUGGGUAGGCAGUCUAAGUUGGUCACAUGACAGCCUUUUCCUGGCCUGCGUUCUGAAGCGAGGCGCCCUCUUGGUCCUGAGUCGUCUCGGCGGGCUCCUUUCGCUAACCAGCUCCGGUUGCAAUAUCGACUUUGGAGCCGCGCACUUCCUGCCCCUUCACCCACUGGUCACUUACCGACCUCCAACUGGAAGCGCAGAGGCCUACCUGUCCAGCUCUAGUGUGUCGGCGCGAGACGCCAUGAGGCAGCGCUAUUCCGUCACGUGGCACCCGCGCCUCUUGUACUGCAUCGUGUCCGACGGCUACAUGGCCACCGUACUGAGGGUCCUCAACAGGCCUUCUCCCGCAAUGCUGGUGAAAGCUCUGUUGGAUAACACCGGCAAGGACCUUCAGAAGGCCUGCCAGCUUCUGGAUACAUCUCAGAUGUACGUGAGGACGUGUUUGGAGUCCUACCUCGAUCUGGACGGCAAGUCAUUGACCGCGAGUGGGCCUCACCGUGCGGACUCGAUCAUAUCUGCAGCCACGCAGGAUUCCACCUUACCUUUCUUUCUUCAGGACCAGGGCACCUUCAGUGGCACUAAAGAGUUGUUCGAAAGAGUUCAGUCCUUCUUUGAAGAUGACUCCGAUAUCGACGGCCCUCCACCCGGCUCACAGCUGGCGGACAGCGGACACUUGGAGUUUGCUUCCAUGUUCGAUACGCUCCACGCUUUGGACACAGACACUGACCUCAAUCAAGAUCACGAAGAGGACUUUGAGAUAACCAUAAGUCAUCUUCGGCGGGAUCUCAGUAAGAUCCAAAAUGGAAUAUUGACAACGUGGGCUCUCUGCAUGUCUAUGGGAAGUGCAGUGGAAAACCGAGCCCACCUGCUUAAAUGUACCACCUUUCGCGUGGCGCAGCUUGCUGCUCUGUUACACUUGAUGCCAAACGAUGCAGCUCAUUCUGGCAAAAGUGACCACUCUGGUUCUGCUUGCAUCCUGGAGCUCCUCAAAGCGCUUUUCUCAUUCCUCCCGUGGGAUAACACUCACUUGGAUGGGCCUCCUGGCCUGGGGCUGGCGGUGGAGCUUAGUCAGCGGCUGGUCCACCUGCUGCUCGCCCCGCCGCCAGAGUGCCACCCAGCAAGUUGUGUCAAGAGACUAUCCGACGCUGUGCUCAUUCUCCAGCUCGCCUCUGAGGCCCUUGACUGCGCUUACAGCCUGCAGCAAAGAACCAUUUGGUCCUCGGUGGAGAAGGACCCUCCACUCUCUUCUUCAGAUGUCUACCAUGUGCCACAGUUACAGGAUUACAGGGAGCACCGAUGUGACCCUUUUCAUCAGGUUCUGCCUUUACCCCAGCGACCGUCCAACAGACUGUUUGGAGUGUGGCAGUGGGUCUACAAGAUCAGCCAGGAUUAUAAGGAAGGCUUGCGAGGCUUCAAGGACGACGAUGGGUCGGAGGAAGGUGGCGAGGAGCAGUUGUCAAUCAUCAUGUCCAAGAUUCAAACAGCUCUGCAAGCAACCGGAGAGAAAAUAGAAGAGGGUCCCGCACUGCUAAAUCACACAGGUGAAGAACUAUUCCUAUGUGGUCUGUACCAACACAGCACUGAGACGUGGCGGACACAAAUUUGGGAAGAGAGUAAAAAGAGUUGUCGUCGUAGCGCCUUCCAGGAAACGAGACUCUGUCUGGCUCUACUCUACAACUUGUUGUCCCAGUACCAUCUAAAGGAAGCCGUGGAGUUGGGAGAACAUAUGGCCCACUUGGCGCUGCACAACGCUGCUCACCACCAUAAGCAUGCGACUUGCACAACAGCCGACCCCCUCCUGCCGACGAACCUUCACAUCGACGCAGUUGUUGCCGUCAUUCACACUCUAGGGAGGUUUAUGGCUGCUUAUUUUACCAAUCAGCCACUCAACAUCCUGCCUGCGCACCAUGUGGCCGUUCUGCCGCCGUUACAUCUACCUCAUGCCUCAAAUCUAGGACGCCUGGUGCCUCUGUGUCAGGAGACAACGGCUCGAGCAGUUCGCCAGCAGUACAUGUCAGAGAAGUGGACCGUGGACUACGCCGUGGACCUUCUCCUGCUUGGGGGUCUGCUCCCCGAGACGGCGUGGCUGGCGCACAAACUUGGGGACUGGAAGACGUCAGCCUCUGUCAGCCUUGCUUAUGUGUAUUACUGUGCCGGCCACUUGGACAUGACACGGAUCAGCAGACCGGAGCUUCACCUUCCAAAAGCUUUACUCCCCAAUAGCAUUUUUCAGACAGAGUUGCAGUGUCUUGUGGACAAUGAUAGUGGCGAGCACAGCGAUGUCAAUGAUACAAGAUUUACAGAUCCUGUGGAAGCGCAAGACUUGGAUGCGUUGCAGGGGUCCGCCCAGGAGAUCCUAAAAGCAUCCGUCAUCGCUGGUGUUGACGUUUUAACGUCACAAUUGACUUUCUUACUGGAAUCGGCCAAGGACCUGUGCUCAAGCAUGUCUGCUCUAGUCCACAGUGGGCUGUAUUUGCCAUCCCCGCCUCUGUAUUGUCCUCAGCCUUCCCCGAACACUCAGGAUCCUGUGGGGACACCGGGACAGCUCGCAGAAGUGGCAACACGCCACAAAGUGUCCGGCGUUCUUCAGAGGAUCCUGCUCCUCCUCAGGUCUGCUCGAUGUUGCCACCCUGCUGCUCAGUGGUAUGUCGGCAACCUGCGGCGGGCCCGUCACCUACUACACAAGAUCAAGACGAAGUACGCUUACCCAUCCUUCCCCAAAGAAGAAAAGGCUCUCCCAGAGGGCCUGAUGAAGUUUGUCAGCCGUGGUGGAUUCUUCAGGCGGAGCCAUAGCAAAGCUCUACACCCUGAUUGUAGUCAAACUAUUAUCUGUUUUAGGGAGCUGUGUGGUUUAUGUUGGAUGCUUCAUGUCAGGGACCAGCUUUCUGUUGCCUGCAGGAGGUUUCAGGCUGCCAGAAUGCAACAGGACCCUGAUAAUUCACAAGUGCAUUCAUCCUGCAUUAAUGCACUUCUUUGGGCCACUCGCUAUCUGCCUUUCUCUCACUUCCUGAACACAGAGGAAAUCCUGCAGGACCUCCUCCUCAGCCUGUUGGCUGAAUUGCCCCCGAUGGCUUUGGUGGCAGACACCCUGGUACUUGCCUUCCCAGAGAAGGAAGAGUCAGUCAGAGUCUCCCUGAGGGAGAAGUACAACUCACUGCUGGAGGGCUUGAAGCAAUGCAGUGUCUUUGAGGAGGGCAAAGAGCCAGACAGCAAGCCCAUGAAGGCUCUGAUUCAAGAGAAACUCAGGCAGAGGAGAAAGCAUCGAGGGCGCUUGCUGAGGCACCUGGCCCCCCUGGAGCUUUGGCUGUGGGAGAAAGACGAGGACGACAAACGCCAGGCGGCCACUCUGAGGCCAUGCUCAGCAGGCGCAAGUGUGAGCGCCAGCACCGUAACCGACUGCGUUGAUGGAGAAAGAUCGGAGGCCACCUCUGAGGCUGUCUUACCUGAUCCUGACAUCUCAUCCAUAGCCAGGGAGGUAAAAGUGAAAGCAACGGGGACUGCUGUUGCGACUAAGAAGGCGAUUAAGGAUGUAGCGCCACACUCACUUCCAGUCAUUGGUACCUGGGAGUUUGAGCUAGAGGAUGAUGAGUAUCUCACCUUCCUCGAGCUUUUCCUCAGCUACAUGUUGGAGAAAGAGAAUAGCGACGGGGGCGAGCUUCCCUUGCUUAAGUCCUUUCACGCCGCUCUGCGAGACAAGGAGCUGCACUCGCUCACCUUUGACGUGCUCACCACGAUUCACCGCCGCCAAAGAAACGGGCAGGAGCUCCCGGUUUUCAGAGCCGGAUGCUGCCAUAGGCCGGCAAAAGGCGGUACGACCCCCGAGUCACGGACCUCAGCAGCCUUGAACGGUGCUUGUGAAGCCAAAAGCAACUUAUUUGCAUCCCCGCUGUCGGAGCUUCGGACAGAGAGGCAAACGGGUUUGUUUAGUCUUCGAAGUCAGAAGAGAGCCUCCGGUUCUGACGGUAACCAAAAUGCCUUGGCGUUCGCCUCCUCAACCACUGCGGAAGCCAUCGUAGAACUUCAGCAGGUCCCGGAUCCUAAAUUAGAGGCCCGCUUUCCAGUGCUGGGCAGGCUGCUGCAGUGGAUGCUGCGCUGGGCUGACAAGAGGGUGCUCCUUGGGCACACUGGCAAGAAGAAGAAGCCAAAGGGAGAAGGAAUGUGCGAGGAUGGGAUAGUCAUCCGCGUCAAAACUUCUGCGCCAGCGCUGCUCACUUCGCUGAGCCUGCUGGAGCGCAGGUUCAUACAUCUUCUCCGGCCAGGCUGCCCGGAAGCACGAUGGGCCAUCACCCUGUUGCUGCAAUCGGAGGCGGACACGAGACUGGAGAGGCAUAGCACUGUUGAGACCAGCCGCCAUAGAUCAGUUCACACUCCAGUUGCUGGUCUGGAUCACAUCGUAGAUCAAGGAGAACUGUCUAUUUGUUCUCACGUAGACGAACCAGAAGAGUUGAAGUCUGACAGGAUGUCUCUCCCCGAUGAGCCAGAAGAACUCAACUUGACCACUCCGAUCCCGAGCUCAAGAUCGCAGCGACCGUGUUUUGAUGAUUUGGAUGUCACGCCAGAAAAAGAAGGCAAAAGCAGCGAUGACCGCAUGGAGCAUUCGUCGUCUCUCUCAAACGGGAUCAUGUCUGAAAACCUUUUCUCGCCUCAAGCGGUCAAUAUCAAUCUUUCACUCUGGCUAUUACACACUGCGGUUUGCAUUUAUAAACAAAUGUCUGUGUUAUCGUCUUUUCAGAGUUUCAAGCUAGAAGACCUGAUUGAGACGUUCAGCUCAACAUCUGCUCAGGUGGAAAACCAUCCAGUGAUCCGUGCGCCGGAUGGUCCAAUCCCACAAAUUCCUCCGUCCGUCCAGCCUCAGGCAUCGCUUCACACCGAGCUCCCCCAUCCGAGAGCAAAUCUGUACCCCAACACACCGUUAGACCAUGCAGGUUCUCGACCUCACACCUCAACACCUGGCGCACCUGCUCUGGAUCAUUUUGGCCCAGACCAACCACCCUCACUUCAGGCUCCGCCAAUGAGACAGCGUCUGGGUGAAGAUUUGUACCGACUGGUCCAGAACAUCAACUACAUGAGCCUGAUGGAUGUUUUGGGAGCUUCAUUUUCCAAUCUUCAGCUUGCCCAGCAGAAUUCCUAUUUAGCUCAAUCCAAUAUGACCCCCCAUUAUGUGCCUUCACCUUACAUGACCAAUGUGCCACCUCAACAUUAUCCCCAACCUGCGCAAAACCCUUCAGUGUCUCAAUCACAAAUACACGUGCCUGACCAACACUCGAGCAACCCCCCAUAUGCCUACCAGACUCCCACACAUAGCACACACGGACCUCAUCAUGUCAGCAACGUUGCCUAUGCCAGUCAUGACGCAGGAGGAACCUAUCAGGAAUUUACCCCCCUCUCUGUGCAGGCCGAGUCAACAGACAUUCACUUUCAGGAAAGCAUUAGGUUAAUCCCAUCCAGCGAAGGGCUUCUGAUCACCUCAAGCACUAAUACGAUAGCGCCCUCUAUUGGUAGUAUUUAUGCAGAACCGUCCUCUCAAAAAUCGGGCCUCAAGUUACUCCAGCUGCAAGGUGGUAGGAAGAGAGACAAGAAAAGGACAAAAGGCCCGUCUUUGACUCCAAAAAGACUUAUUCGGUUCAGUCACAGUACUCAAACCGAGUCUUCUCCUGCGAGGAGCUUUCGUCCCCAGAAUCCCACGUCUGAUGUGACACAUGGCCUUCGUCUUCUGCACCUGCAGUCUGGUGCACAAGGAUACAUCAAUCUCCCUAAAACACAUUCAACACCUCUUCCCAAGCAUUUCUUUCUCCCUGCAGUGCCGCUGGGUGAAACGCCCAAACUUCAGCUUCUACAUAUAGACCGCAAACCGACAAGGAUGUCCACCCCGGCACCUCGCUCAUCUCAAAAAGCUCGCCUCAUCUCCCUGGAGGAAUUGGCUGGUUUAGUGGCAGGGAGGCGCAACUCGGAAGAAGCUCGGCUGCAGCUGCUCAGAGUCAACGACUCUGCCGAAGCACAGCGAGGGGCUACACCUUCCUCCAGCUCCAGCAAGAGGCAGAAGAGACGAGAAAGGGCACUGAGGACAAAUCUGCCAAAUGAGCAGCCCAUCAUCACCGCACAAGAGCCUAAUGUUGACCAAGAGGAAAUCACCACUCCACGGAAUGCUUCCAUUCAAACCACCAUUCCAAGUCCCUCAGGAUCCAGCCACUCUGUUUCGAAUGGUCGCACAUUAUUAGACAGGACGAGAACGACUUCAGCCGAGCUCCAUGCCUUCGCCUCCACGUGUAAAAGACCCCCAGAGUGCCUCGAUGCUUUCACCAACACGGAGCCAAAAUAUUCUCCCAUGCUUGUGGACAAAGCAGUGUCAGUCCAAGCCUCACUAUUAGCCGCCACUUCUACAGGCAAGUCAAAAGAACACACUCCGGAGAAACUGUACAGAGAGAGCCCUCAAGACGCAAAUGUUAUCCCGCCUUUACAAGAGAGGAAGAAUUUGGAUCAGCGCGGCCGCAACUUCCUGAGCGUCGUAGACAUCGAAGAGGGAACGCAGCAUCGGGAUUUGCCCCCUGCCAGCUCCAGGAUGAAAGAAGCUUCUUCCAUCCCUCCUGUGCUCACGCCUGCUCAGCUUCACAUGCUCGCCACUUCCGGCAUUAAUACUGCUCACCAUGCCGAUCAGAAGAUUCCCACAACUGUCACUGAAACAGACACCCGCAAGAGCACAACCGAGCCCACCAGGGAGCCAGAAAGAGUCUACUCUGAGAAUGUAAACGAUGGGGAGGUUUAUAAAGCCAUUUGGACAAGAAGAAGAGAGAGACCUCACAAUUUGGAACCAGAGAGCCUCUACUCUGAGGAACGACUUGACUCUGAGCUCAUGAUAGCCAUGAAGACACAGAGAAGAGAGAGACCUUCCCACAGUGAAGAUUCAACAGACUCCGAGCUUUCUACAUCCAUCAGGACCCCAAGACUUGACGAACCUCGCAACCAUCCGUCUGAAAUCGCCGCGGUCUGGUUCUCGUCCCACCUCUCCAAACUGGAUUCACAGCUGGCUGCGCUGCAGAACAUCGCCGACUGUCUGGAGAAGGACCUGCCUCAGUCCAGAAUUCCAAAAAAGCCAUACAAGCCACAGCAAGUCUCCCCAGUCUCACCUCCGAAUGUGAAGCCCGCAGUACGAAAAACAGUAAGACUGUUUCUCCCAGCGGAAGAGCCCAAAACACAGCCAAAACACACUCCCAUCAGCGUGAGAAAGCCCAUCAUCGAAACCAGAGCCGCGCCGCCUCCACCUCCACCUGCACCAAAACAUGACAUCCGCCAGGUUGAAGAGGACGAGAAACGAGAUGCGUUCCCAAAUGUCGAUCACAAUCCCGACCGAAAGCUGUUGGCUGCGCACCCGACUUCUUCCUCUCAGCUUUGUCAUGGCCACCAGAGCCUUCCAAAGCAACUGUCAACCGUAACAUUGGAAAGGUUUGACGAGACUCCUGAUGAGAGUCUGGACCACACGGGGUUGUCUGAUACAGCGGAGAUCCUUGAGGGUUUGGUGCGAGAAGGUUAUAUAUCCCAGAAUGACCUGGACGCCUCUUUAUCCAACGCGCUCGACAGCGGGAAAGAGCAGCAAGAACCGAGUCUGCAGAUUUCCCCGGUGCGUGCCGCCCGUGACGAGGACGACGAGAGACGGGAAUUGAAGAUUUGGAUGAGACGCAAGCAGAGGGAGAGACACUCUGUGUAUCAAAAACAAAAAGCCAGCCUGCGCGAGAGGGAGAUCAAACCUUUUACCAGAACACCGAAAUCCACCAGCCAAGUGACCAGCGGGCAAAAGACACAAGAAAAGCAAAAGUCCUUGCUUUUGAAACGAUUCAACCAAAGGCUCCGCGACGCCAGGUUGUUGGCAGAUCAACUUCGCACCAGCCCCUUGCCUGGCUCUCAUAGUUUAGUCAAUGAUGCUACGGCCGUAAGAUCCUCCUCCGCUCUGGCCACAGCUGUCAAUCACAGGAAAGAGAAAAGUCUGAAAUAUCCCUCAGGCCAAACGCACACCCAGCGUCGUCCUUGCACUGCUGAAGCGACUGGAGGACCUUCAGAGGACAGGGGGAGGCCCGAACUCCAGCAAAGGCCAGGGACCUCUCUGUCGAAGGAGCGUCCAGUCACCUCCGCCAGUGACCUCGAGGACCAGCAUAUGACCCAGCAGGGCGUCAAUCUGUUACUGUCUGAAUUAAUAGACGAGGAGGACAGCGGCACCAGAGCGGGUGUGCCAGGUAUGGAGUGGCUAGACAAACUGUCGGAGAGCGGCGGCAGCCUCAGCGAGGUCGACUGGGAGGCUAUCGAGAGGAUGGCGGCCAUGGCACAGACCUGAUUGUCUGCAUCUCAGGCAAAAUUUAACACUGAAAGGAAUUUAUCUGCCUUCUCGAGAAGUUACGAGUCAUCGGUUGGGCACUUGUUGUUUUAAUUUUUAAUUUUUGCUUUGUGUUGCUCGCACAAAUUUUACUUGCACAUCAGCUUCAGCACUAAAUGGCAGCAACAAACACGUCAACAACAUCCAGCCACUGUCAGUUUACGUUGUUACCUGCAGUGAACACUUUGCCAUCAUAUUUUAUUUCCUAAUAAUGGGGCCUAGCCUAAGAAACUGAAUGCUAAGAUGAAGAAGUGCGAUUCUGUCCUUUGAGCUUCAUGGCAAAGACUAUGAAUACUUAUAUAUACAUGUGAUUUCUCAACAUUUUGUUAGUUUAGCACAUUGAAUUUGGAGAGAAAAAAUGAAGUCAAUCCCUUCUGCAGUAAGGUUGUAAAAUGUGGGGGGAAAGUGUGAAGCUCUGCGAAUACUUUUUGGAUGCACACAUAUGUGCACCAUUUGUUAAAACUGUAGUUGUGUGCCACAUUUCUGCUUGAAUUUUUCUAGUUCCUCACUUUUGUACACACUGUCUUGGAUACAUUUCACUUUUAAUAGUUGAAUAGUCUUUUGAAAAGGAACAUUGAAAAUGUACUUUAUUUUGGGACAGGUAAGGUAAAAACGUCUUGGCAUUAAAAGUGUAACACACUUUGAA
Hippocampus zosterae (dwarf seahorse) is the source of this 11242-nucleotide messenger RNA. RefSeq names its product ciliogenesis and planar polarity effector 1 (gene cplane1). NCBI's taxonomy places the organism in Eukaryota, Metazoa, Chordata, Actinopteri, Syngnathiformes, Syngnathidae. Gene Ontology annotation, cellular component: ciliary transition zone. The coding region runs from base 1297 to 10557 and encodes 3086 amino acids. Gene Ontology annotation, biological process: cilium assembly. The transcript is spliced from 47 exons. The record is from RefSeq and is a predicted model, not a curated record.